Molecule: messenger RNA, 669 nt
Organism: Caenorhabditis briggsae
Lineage: Eukaryota; Metazoa; Nematoda; Chromadorea; Rhabditida; Rhabditidae
Exons: 4
Coding region: 1-669 (222 amino acids)
Cellular component (GO): EMC complex
Source: RefSeq, a predicted model, not a curated record
AUGGUAUUGAAACUUUACAUACUCUUGUGCUCUCUUGCAUUGCUUAGUUUAGCAACGGAGGAAGUGAGCACAACUGAGCAAACAUCUACGUUGUUCUCUGUCGAAGGCGAGCUUGCUCUUCCUGCAUCACGAAACUGCGCAAAAUGGUCAGCGGGAGCAAGAGUUCAUUUGAAUCACGGCCAGCAUAUCGGAUUUGUUCGCCAGGAUUGCACAUUCCGAGUUGAUUUCGUACCAAGUGGAACAUACAUCGUUCAAAUCGAGAAUACAGAUUUCGUAUUUGAACCAAUUCGUGUGGAUAUCACUUCUAAAGGAAAGAUGCGAGCUAGAAAAUUAACUAUUCUUCAGCCUAACAAUGUGAACACUCUUCCGUAUCCUCUCCGAUUGUCUGCUCGAGGUCCUGCUCGUUAUUUCCGAAAACGUGAAGAAUGGAGAAUCACUGACAUGCUUUUCAGCCCAAUGGUUCUGAUGCUUGUUAUACCACUCGUUGUUAUGCUUAUCCUACCAAAAAUGACAGCCAAUGAUCCAGAGCUAAAGCGUGAAAUGGAAAACAUGCAGAUGCCAAAGGUUGACAUGCCUGAUGUUGGUGAAAUGAUGGCUAACUUCUUUGGAGGACCAGCUCCCGCUAAAAAGAAAGCAGUAACCAGUGGAAGUGGACAGCGAAGAAAAUAA